Messenger RNA from Lachancea lanzarotensis, 633 nucleotides. RefSeq names its product LALA0S01e10308g1_1 (gene ERP4). Lineage: Eukaryota; Fungi; Ascomycota; Saccharomycetes; Saccharomycetales; Saccharomycetaceae. The coding region runs from base 1 to 633 and encodes 210 amino acids. Gene Ontology annotation, biological process: Golgi organization; endoplasmic reticulum to Golgi vesicle-mediated transport; intracellular protein transport. The record is from RefSeq and is a predicted model, not a curated record. Gene Ontology annotation, cellular component: endoplasmic reticulum-Golgi intermediate compartment; COPII-coated ER to Golgi transport vesicle; endoplasmic reticulum. The transcript has a single exon.
AUGUCUCUACGGUCAUUUGGCGUUCUAAUCACCGCUCUUGCACUGUGCGCUCUUGGAGUUUCGGCUUCAGGCAGUGCAUAUUCGCCCAUUGCAUUGAUGCUGCCCUCUUUCACAAAGGAAUGUCUGUACUUUGAUUUGACAUCUCAAGAUGAUUCGGUGGUAAUGAGCUACCAAGUGCUCACUGGUGGGAAUUUUGAAAUUGACUUUGAGAUCACUUCGCCAGACGGUCAUGUAAUUGCCACUGAAAAGCAGAAGAAGUACUCCGAUUUUCUGUUGAAAUCGUUCGGUUUGGGCCAAUAUUCCUUCUGCUUCUCUAAUAGCUAUGGCACAGCGCUGAAGAAAGUCGAAGUGACACUAGAGCUCGAAAAGGAGGCCCUAGGGGCAAACUCUGCGCCUGAGGACAUUCUCUCCAGUCACUCGAUCGAAGAAAUUGAGAGAAACCUUUCGAAAAUCAGCAAAAUGAUGAACUACUUAAGAGCUAGAGAAUGGAGAAACAUGGACACCGUUAAGUCUACGGAGAGUAGACUGGUGUGGAUGUCCAUGCUGGUUAUGGGGCUCAUGGUUGGCAUCAGUGUCAUUCAAGCAACGAUCGUGCAGUUCUUGUUUAAGGACCGUCAAAAGAAUUACGUUUGA